UAAACACAAAGACAAACUUUAGAGAUGAAUUUUAGGAAAUGGGGCAAAACUACUGAAUUGUAGAAGUUCCAGGUCUUUGUAGUGAGAGUGUCCCUUUAAGGCUGGACUGGUUCAUCCCUGUGGAAGGACGGACGGCAGCAGGCAGCGGCACCGGCAGAGGGAGAGGCGGUGCCCCCCCAACAUACGCUGGAAUUUGGCUUGACCUCCGAAUCAUCUUUGUCGUUUAUUAGCAUUUAUAUUUUAUCUUUUAUUGGUGCAUUUUUGCAGAAGUCCGUGAAGGAUUUCUCUCUUGUGACAAAGGAGAGGGGCGGCGGAGGGAGGAGACACAGCCAGGUCUGGUGGACAUUCAGGCGGCCGCACUGCUCCUGCUGUUGCCACAAAUCCGUGCUUUUGCUGCAAACGCGUUCACACGCUAACACCCACACUUUGAACUCGCCAAACCCUCUAGCUGGAUGUUUGUCUUUGCUGACUUCACUAUGGAAUGGACAAAGGAGGACUGAUACCUGGGAGACGUGAAGAAAAUCUUGCAUCGUGCGACCACCGUGCAUUUUAAAGCCAGUAGCUUUAAAGGAGAGUGGCAACACUAGCAAAAUGUCUGUCCCUAACGUGUUGGCCAAGGCAUUGUAUGACAAUGUGGCAGAGUCUCCAGAUGAGCUGUCCUUCCGCAAGGGUGACAUCAUGACGGUGUUAGAGCGUGACACGCAGGGAUUGGAUGGGUGGUGGCUCUGCUCCCUCCAUGGUCGCCAAGGCAUUGUCCCUGGCAACCGUCUCAAGAUUCUGGUUGGCAUGUACGACAGCAAGCAGCAGCAAGCCAUGCCUUCCGCACCAGAUCCAGCUGCUUCCUGUCCUGCCUCCCUGAUGCCACAGCCCCUCCCCCCUCAGAGUGCUUACGCCAAACCAUGUGCCCCGUCAUCUGCUGCCAUCACUGCUUCUACCCCUGGGUUUACCAACAAGCCCCUUCCUUCAUCUCAGUACACAUCUAUGCACCCAGCCUAUUCCACCCCCAGCCCUGCACAGCCCAACCCUGACUCUGUCUACAUGAUGCCACCCUCCCAUGGCCUAAAAUCAAAUCCCCAAAGUCUAUAUCAGGUCCCCUCUGGCCCAAGUGGACCCCCACCACAGGCCCAAACAGGACCCCCCAGCAAAGUCUCAGCUCUAGCCCAGAGACAGUACCAGCUACCUGGCCAGGACAUCUACCAGGUACCUCCAUCUCUCGGUCCAGGGCAGGGAGCAGCACCACCUGGGGGGACAGGAGCUGGGCAGGAUGUGUACCAGGUGCCCCCAUCCCUGGAAAAGAGGAACUGGGACAAUAGUAACAAGCUCCUGGGCAAGGUGGUGGUUCCUACUCGGGUUGGACAGGUGUACGUGUACGACACAGUGAAACCAGAGCAGGACGAAUAUGACAUCCCGCCAAGACAUCAGCCUCUAACCCAGCAGGAUAUAUAUGACGUGCCACCCACUCGCCAGCAGUACAACACACAGGUGUAUGACACCCCUCCAAUGGUGGUGAAGGGGCCCUCCAGUGGUCAAGAUAUAUAUGACACCCCAGCAAGUACAGACAAGAACAUGCAGCAGACGGUCUAUGACUUCCCUCCGUCUGUCAGUAAAAACAUCCCUGAUGCUCAUCCAAUCAGAGAAGAGACCUACGACAUACCACCCCACUUUGCUAAACUCAAGCCACAAGUCCCCGUCCCUCCUGGCCAGUAUCUGCACAACAACCUUAAUGACGAUGAUGAGCCACCGAUUCCAGAGGACGUGUACGAUGUCCCGCCCCCCGUUCUAACUGACAAACAUUACCAAGGAGACAGGGGUGGAAUCAGUCAGGACCCCCAAGAGAUCUAUGACAUCCCGGCCAGCCUGCGGACUGGAGGUCACCCUAGCCAUGAUGUCUACGACUUCCCUCGGGAGCGAGAGGACAAAGGAGGAGAGAGGAGAGAUGUCUAUGUCUAUGAUGUCCCACCACAGGUUGUGCGUGAUGCCCAGUCUUCCAGUGAGGAGCUGACCUUGUCUUUCAAGCGACUGUCUGCCUCAAGCACAGGAAGCACACGGAGCAACCACUCUGCUUCAUCCUUGGACACAGUCCCCAUCCAGGACACUUCCUCUUCCUCCUUACUUCCUGCUCUUGGGUCCAUUCCUGGGAAACCCCUCAUCUUAGACCUGGAGCAGGCCAUGGAGCGUUUAUCUCGCCUCCAGCAAGCUGUUGAGUCUAGCGUUUCCCUCAUGAUGUCUUUCAUCACAGGUAACUGGAGAAGCCCUGCUCACCUAGAAGGAAACCUUCCAGCCAUUCAUCAAGCUGCUGAUCGGGUGCGUGCCACUGUCCGAGACUUCCUAGAAUUUGCCCGGGGUGCUGUGGCGAAUGCUGCCCAAGCAACAGACCGCUCUCUGCAGACCAAACUGGGUCGUCAGGUGGGGAAGAUGGAGGAGGUCUUCCAGAGUUUGAUUCAACACAGUCAAAGCUUAGACGCCAUUUCCUGGUCACACACAGCACUUACAGCACCGCCACCAGGAGGAGAUGACUUAGAUCGACUAAUCAUGACAGCACGAGGCAUCCCUGACGAUACCAAGCAGCUCGCCUCCUUUCUCCACGGUAAUGCCUCGCUGCUCUUCAAACGGACCAACAGGCAACAGCAGCAACUGCCACUUCCUCCAAUCCCAGGGGAGAUCAGCAGCCACAUGACAGGAUCAGGAAGUGGGAGCUAUCAGGGAGGAGAGAAGGUGAACAUUCAGUCCCGACCCCUUCCUUCCCCUCCAAAGUUCACAGCGGCAGAGGAAGAGGAAGAUGUGGACAGGCCAUAUGAGACCACAGAGGAAGGCUGGAUGGAGGAUUACGACUACGUACAUUUACAGGGAAAGGAAGAGUUUGAGAAGAAUCAAAGACAACUGCUGGAGAAAGGCAACAUCAUCAGACACAAGACACAACUGGAACAGCAACAGAUUAAACAGUUUGAGCGACUAGAGCAGGAAGUCAGCCGGCCAAUCAACAAUGACAUGACAGACUGGGUCCCAUCCCAACACCACCCACUGGCCAACCAGCUGGCCCAGAAUGGCUCUGGGGGCCCUUCCUCCUCCAAACUGUGCCAUGGUGACCGUCAGCUCCUCCUCUUCUACCAGGAGCAAUGUGAGCAGAAUGUUACCACAGUGACCAAUGCCAUCGAUGCCUUCUUUACUGCUGUCAACUCCAACCAGCCACCCAAGAUAUUUGUGGCUCACAGCAAGUUUGUCAUUCUCAGUGCACACAAGUUAGUCUUCAUUGGCGACACUCUGUCGCGCCAGGCCAAGUCUCCUGAGGUGAGGGCCCGUGUGGCACAAAGCAGCAACACGCUCUGUGAAAAACUCAAAGACAUUGUGAUCAGUACAAAGACAGCAGCACUUCAGUAUCCGUCCCCUGGAGCAGCUAGAGAAAUGACUGAGAGGGUGAGGGAGCUGGCAGGGUGUACACAACAGUUCAGAAUGGUGCUGGGACAGCUGCUGGUGAUGUAGGAAGGUGAGGAGGGAUGAGUAACACAGUGACACAAACUGAGAUGUCCCAGGAACAUGGGACAGUAAAUCCUUUCUGUAACAGGGGAAAGCCCCUGGAGCACAGAGUGAUGCAGAAAAUCCUGUACACUGUUUCAAUAUGAGAUUGAAGAGCCCAGGUGCCUCUACAGGGUGAGGCUUUCCAUCCUUUACGCUCCCGACAUGUAGCAUAGGAAACCCUGUUUGGACCUUUAUCCUGGGGGUCUAGGACCCUGUACUGGAAUGGGAACACUCAAACCUCACAUCCAUCCUCUGCCCCCUCCCUACCUCGACUUUGACUGAGACUAUUCCUUCAUUCCCCGGUGCGCUUUUUAUUCUAGACAAGCUAAAAGGGACAUUUAUCUUCACUGGGCUGGGCCAAUGGUUGUAAAAUAAUUAAUGUAAAUAUUUAAGUUAGUUACCUAUUUAGUCAGAAAAGCAGAAAGAAAAAAGACUUAAGAACUUCCAGUAUAUAAAUAUAAAUAUAUGUUUCUUUUUCUGGAGAAAGAAAAGAUGAAAACAUUAUGUGUAGCUUUUGAGACAAUAUCAAUAAUAAUUAUUAUUGCUGUACCUUAUAAUUAUGGCUCUGAUUCUCAAUCAUUAUUGUUAUGGAUGUGUAAAUUCCAGGUGACAUGUAUGUUGUAGUACAACUAUGCUCUUCUCCAUCCCUGAUAAAGGCACACUUUCCAAAAAAACACGGGAGUACACACCCAUCUUUAAACUUCACCAGAUGACAAACUGAUUGAGUUCCACACAUUGCCAUAUUGCCUGUGUUGGAGUAGUAUGUAACCGCCUCUGGCUCAGUAUCUUAUCCACAUUGAUUUCAAUCUACUAGUGCAGGCAACACUGCUCCCAAAAGAUGUCCACGUAACUGUGCAGUUCCUGUACUGAAGUUAUUAAAUCUCAGUGCUGUCUCAGUCAUCCUUUUGGAAGAUUAUCUGUAGAUUCUUUUGUAAGAGGCAUGUAUUAGAGAAAAGCAGUGUAAUAGGUUAAAAACUACAAAUGAAAUUAAACCUGCUUUUCGUAUUUUCUCUGACACUUAUUUAAUGUGGUUUUGAAUAUUCCAAAAUGAUUUGGAAUGCCAAUAAAACACAGUAUAAUCACCUGAAUAUGGUGAGUAGGGCAUUUGCACAAGCUUCUGUGUUUCAUUAUAAUUUCUUGUGCUGGAGAGAAACCGACGUCAGUGUUUACUGAAUUUACUUAGACAGCAGAACAAUGAGAUGAAAUAAUGAAUUAAAUUAUUUUGAUGUGGA
This is a messenger RNA of Larimichthys crocea (large yellow croaker), 4748 nucleotides long. It is a transcript of the gene bcar1, whose product is annotated as BCAR1 scaffold protein, Cas family member. Gene Ontology annotation, biological process: cell surface receptor protein tyrosine kinase signaling pathway; cell migration. The record is from RefSeq and is a predicted model, not a curated record. Gene Ontology annotation, cellular component: focal adhesion; plasma membrane; cytoplasm. The transcript has 8 exons. Gene Ontology annotation, molecular function: protein binding. NCBI's taxonomy places the organism in Eukaryota, Metazoa, Chordata, Actinopteri, Sciaenidae. The coding region runs from base 592 to 3480 and encodes 962 amino acids.